AUGGCUACAUCUACAGGAUCAAGUCAAGGCCCCUGCACCAAUUGCCGCGAAAGACACGUCAGAUGUGAUAGACAAGGCCCAAAGUGCCAACGGUGUCAAAACAAGGGUUUAGACUGUCUUCCUGUUCAGAGAAAGUCGGUCUUUCGCCAUGGGUCGGCGGCGAACUUUGAGGCGCAGUUUUCAGACGAUCAGCCGUGGGUGAAUAGCGAGCCAAGACGAUGGAGAUCAUUACAAGAUAGCUCUGUAUCGUUGAGAGAGUCUAAUUCGGUGGUGCAAGCUGCAGCACCUACCGGGCGUUUCAGUGUAUGUCCUACGGUGUAUGCAGGGUAUGAUUUGCCAGCAUCUCAGGUGCAUGAGGGACAAAAUAGGACCAGCCAUUCGGCACAGGCAUCGAAGCGUCAGAGACCUGAUGGGCCUGUUCCGGGGCUGUUUCAUGAUUCGCCGCUUAGUGUGUCGUCGCUGCUGUCGUCGAGUGAUUCGGGGGUAUAUGUACCGACACUCAACGAGCAAGGGCACGAUUGGGCGGUUGGGAAUAGUCUUGGCCAUUCUGAACUGACGACACAGGGCUCAUCCCGUGUGAAUGACAAAGUGUAUAUCAUUCAAGAGGCUUGUUUGCUGCGAUAUUUCAUAGAGGAAAUAUCACCAUGGUUCGACCACUGCGAUGAACAACGACACUUUCAACUGGAAAUCCCAAAACGGGCAAAACACUGUCUGGCUCUUCGCAAUGCCAUCUUUGCCGUUGCAUCGUGUCACCUCAGCCGUCUGCCAUACUAUACAACACCACAUGGGAUCGUAUAUCACGGACAGCAACUUCCCGAUCUGAAAUCCUCCACAGCAGUGGAAUACAUGCUCAACUGCAUCCCCGAUCUCAUCAAAUUCCCCGAAAUCCAAGACCCAAAUGACCAGGAAAGUCUAAUGGCGGCCGCAAUCAUCCUUCGCCAAUAUGAAGAAAUGGAAGAAGAAAUAGACGAGUCGCAUAUGCAUCAGCGGGUGAACUUUCUCGCCAUCACGCAGACGAUUAUCGACUCGAUGAUGUCGUCGCCGACUGAGCGGUCUCUUGCAAAUGCGGCGUAUUGGAUUGCGAUCCGACAAGAGGUAUACUAUGCUUUGACCAGAGAGCGCGUCCCGAUUAUGCAGUUUGGUCAUGAUGACUGGGGUAAUGCGUCUGUUGCUAACAAGUUUAUCAUGUUUGCGGGGGAAGUCACCAAGUGGCGAUGGGGAGGGAAGUCAUCAGAUGGAUGGGACCAACUGAAAGAACUAGAGAAACAGCUGAUGCACGACUACAUGUCUCAGCUAAUCCCCAUUCUCGAACGCAAGGCCGAUAAAUCACAAGGCGAAAUCUUCCCUACGGUCUGGUACGCCGUCGACAGCCAGGUAACAGCAGUCCAGCAUCUGGAACUCGCCCGGAUGAUUCUCAUCGCCGAGAAUCCUCAUCUCGAAAACGCUGUAUCUCCCCGCAUCGCCCACCGAAAAGCCGAAGCCCAAGUCAGAGGCAUGGUGUUGAAUCUAUGUGGAAUUGCCUUGGGGCAUUUGAGAUGUCAGCCUGCGCUGGUGAAUGCCGUCAUCGCUAUAACCCUUUACGGGGAAUAUUUCACCGAGCAGACAGAGAGAGAGGCGUUGAUGGAGGUGAUUGACCGGACGAGGAACAUCCACGCCUGGCCGAUGCGAAAGCCAUACAGGAUGUUGAGGGAGCGAUGGGAGAUGGUCGACAGUGCUUCUUAG
This is a messenger RNA of Aspergillus wentii DTO 134E9, 1722 nucleotides long. RefSeq names its product Zn(II)2Cys6 transcription factor. Gene Ontology annotation, cellular component: nucleus. Gene Ontology annotation, biological process: positive regulation of transcription by RNA polymerase II. The record is from RefSeq and is a predicted model, not a curated record. Lineage: Eukaryota; Fungi; Ascomycota; Eurotiomycetes; Eurotiales; Aspergillaceae. Gene Ontology annotation, molecular function: transcription cis-regulatory region binding; DNA-binding transcription factor activity, RNA polymerase II-specific; zinc ion binding. Bases 1 to 1722 code for a protein of 573 amino acids. The transcript is spliced from 6 exons.